GGAGGGAGGGAGGAGGGGAGGGAGGGAGGGCGCACUGAGCGCGCCGCCUCAGGGGCGGAGCGCCUCGGCGGCGUCGGCGGGCGUGAGCUGCCUGCCCUCCCACCUGUCGUCCGUGCCCGCGGGCAGCCGCCCCCGGGGCCCCGCGGGCCGCGACGCCUGUCGGACUGCAUCGGCGUCACAUCGUGGACGGCCGUCGUAAAUUUGUCCAUCAUCUCCU
Messenger RNA from Prorocentrum cordatum, 217 nucleotides. NCBI's taxonomy places the organism in Eukaryota, Dinophyceae, Prorocentrales, Prorocentraceae. The record is from the annotation of a GenBank genome assembly.